Telopea speciosissima is the source of this 1641-nucleotide messenger RNA. Its product is annotated as inner membrane protein PPF-1, chloroplastic. Gene Ontology annotation, molecular function: membrane insertase activity. The transcript has 11 exons. Gene Ontology annotation, cellular component: chloroplast thylakoid membrane. The record is from RefSeq and is a predicted model, not a curated record. Gene Ontology annotation, biological process: thylakoid membrane organization; protein localization to chloroplast; protein insertion into membrane. The coding region runs from base 121 to 1473 and encodes 450 amino acids. Lineage: Eukaryota; Viridiplantae; Streptophyta; Magnoliopsida; Proteales; Proteaceae.
CCUCUAUCUCUCUCCUCGUAGUUCACUGCGACACUGAAAGUAGCCCUUCCUACCACGUCCUUUCUCUCCUCAUGAGAAGCUGAACUGAAUCUUUUUUUUUGAGCUUUCAAAGCCUAAACCAUGGCGAAAGCUCUAAUUUCCUCUCCUCUGUUUCUUGGUACUCCCCUUUCUUCUCCUUUAGGCCAUGGUUUUCGCAGGUUCCCUUAUCGGAGGCUCAACGAUACCAGUGUGAAAUUCUGCUUCCAUGAGGUUCCUCCUAUUCAUCAAUUCGACUCGUCGAUCGAUUUUCAUGGAGUUUUUAGCAGAGCUGAAAGUUUGUUAUACACCCUUGCUGAUGCCGCUGUUGCAACUGAUUCGGCUGGUGCUGCCACUGGGUCCACCGAUGCCGCGGUUCAGAAAAGCGGUGGUUGGUUUGGGUUCAUCUCAGAGGCGAUGGAAGUUGUUUUGAAGGUGCUGAAGGAUGGACUUACAGCUGUGCAUGUUCCCUAUGCGUAUGGGUUUGCUAUUAUCUUGCUCACCGUUCUUGUUAAAGUGGCCACAUUGCCUUUGACAAAGAAGCAGGUUGAAUCAACUCUGGCAAUGCAAAAUCUGCAGCCAAAGAUCAAAGCGAUUCAAGAAAGAUAUGCAGGGAAUCAGGAAAGAAUUCAACUGGAGACAUCGCGCCUCUAUAGACAAGCAGGGGUUAACCCGUUGGCAGGAUGUCUCCCAACUUUAGCGACAAUACCAGUUUGGAUUGGUUUAUAUCAAGCUCUUUCAAAUGUAGCAAAUGAGGGACUGCUGACGGAAGGUUUCUUUUGGAUUCCAUCUUUGGGGGGCCCCACCUCAAUUGCUGCUCGACAAAGUGGUUCAGGCAUUUCCUGGCUUAUUCCAUUUGUGGAUGGACACCCACCGUUGGGCUGGUAUGAUACUGCAGCAUACCUCGUUCUACCUGUCCUCCUCGUUGCUUCUCAAUAUAUUUCAAUGGAAAUCAUGAAGCCACCCCAGACUGAUGAUCCAUCUCAAAAGAACACGCUUCUCGUUUUCAAGUUCCUUCCUCUCAUGAUUGGUUAUUUUUCCUUGUCUGUUCCUUCGGGAUUGUCAAUCUACUGGUUUACAAACAACGUCCUCAGUACAGCACAACAAGUUUGGUUACGGAAUUUAGGUGGUGCAAAACCAGUUGUGAGUGAGAAUGCAAGUGACAUCAUAACUGCAGGUCGUGCAAAACGAGAAACUUCUCAGCCAGUCCGGGCUGGUGAUAGAUUUAGACUACUAAAAGAAGAAGAGAAGAAGAAAAAAUUGAACAAAGUUCUCCCGGCAGAAGAGGUUCAGACUCAAGAUUCUACAUCUGAUUCUGACGACGAGUCUGAUGAAGAGAUUAAGGACAAGGAUGAGGAAGUCCUUGAAGGGGCAUAUGCUUCUAGUGGUAGCAAACAGAUUCCAGACUAUUCUGGGCCAAGGAGAAGCAAGCGAUCAAAGCGGAAACGCUUGGUGUAAACCUAUCAUGUAUAUUUAUUCGUCACCCGUGGUUUAUGGUGAGAGAUGUAUCUUAGGUUAAUAUAUAUGAUGGCCAUUUUUAUGUUGGCUUAUUCAUUUUACUGCAUGUCAUGAAAAUCAACUGGCAGUCUAAAGGAAAUGAAAAUUAUAGUUUAUGGUGUCAAGAGA